AUGGCGACUGGCACAGCCCGGGAGACUUCCCCGACCACGAGUCCUGCAGCAGAAUUCGCCCCAGGCACAAGCCCCUGCCUCACUCCCAAAUCUGAACCUCAAGCUGCGCCCGGGAUUAUGUCGCCAGCACUGUCCCGGCCACUUUUCCCCGACACCCCGCCCACGUCCGACGAGCGCCGCAGCCAGGGCCCAAACCCCGCGCAGGGUUUUCAAGCUGCGCAAAACUCUACGCAUCAAUCCAAGCCUGAGGAAGAAUUCGCUGUGAAUUCGGCCAUUCCAGAACAUGAUCAGCCAAACCUCGCGCUCGAAGUUGGCGCGGAGUCCGCUCAGAAUGCCGCACAAGAUUCCGCUCGAAUCGCUGACGUAAAGCCUGGCUCAGACCCCUUCCCGGACAUCGAUCCUGGCACCAGUCGCCUCGACUCAAAGCUCGACCCUCACUCUAACCCGGAUUCCUCUUCAAACGGCGGCACCAGUCCCAUCACCCUCAACCCCGCCCGAGAUCCCAGCCCAAACCCCGCGCUAAACCCCGACCAAAAGCCGGCCGCCAGCUGCGCGCUCCCCCCCGUCGAGCAGCUGUUGGAAGACCUGGUGAGCGACCCCCCGAAAUGGAGCGCGCUCAACUGGGCCGUCAACAACGACCGCGGCCUGCUGUACGCGAUGGAGGAGGCGGUCAAGGCGCGCGGCGCGGCCGCGCUGCGCGCGCGCCUCGAGCGCGAGCGCGCGCGGUUGGACGCCGACGCGGUCUGGGCGAUGAACCAGCCACUGCUGUCGCUGGUGCACUUCAUCGUGACCGGGGAGAACGACGUCCACAGGAAGACGGUCCGAGUGAAGGAGCUAAAGAGGAUCAUCUGCGCGAAGAUGGCGCUCGGGGCACCGACCAAGGGGGCCCUGGAGACGAGGGUGCGGGGAGAGACCCCGGUGCCCAGACAACAAAAGAAGGAGGCGAAGAAGGAAGGCAAACCAGAACGCCGGAAGAAGCGGAAAGGAAUGGAAGACGGAGGCAUGGAAGCGCUUGCGACUGCCGCAGAGACCCACACCCAAGGAAUCAAGCGCGUUCGGAAGCCAGCAAAGCGGAGUGGCGGAACGGGACGAGCGGAAGGAGACGGAAACGGAUCGGACGGAAAGACGCUGCAUCAGCUAGUGGCGGAACGGCAGAACCGGAAAAGAGAUGGCAAGUUCUCCGCCGGAAUCCGCCCCGAGGAAGCGGCCUGGGUCCUGGCGGAAGCGGCGAACCAGCGGAACAAGAGCGAAGGCCUCGGCUCGCCGCGGGGCCGGAAGGGGAAGUGUGCGAAUGCGCCCCGCAAUGCUGCGCGCGCGCAGGGGCCUGUUCACAUCGGCGGGGACGGCGAGCAGGAGGCAAUCGAGGCGUUGGUGUACUCGCUGCGCGCGCGGGCGAACAAGCGGGGACGGCGCCACGUGUCAGAUGCUGACGACCGGGAGGGUCUGGAGUCCGAGAGCGCUGGCCAGGGGACCGAAAUGGCCGGGGAAAAGGGGGGGUGUAAGGGGGUGAAGGAGGCAAAGGAACGGUGCAUGUGGGCGAUCAUGGAUCUGCUCGAUGUCCUGCCCCCGGAGCUCGACCUGAACGCCGUUGAAGUCUUCAAGGAGCUGGGCGCCACGAAGGCCUUCGACGACAGCUUGGGUUACCUGGCCUCUAAGGCGCGUGCGCGGGCGCGCAAGGAGUGGGACGCGCUGAAGCGUGCGGCGGAGGACGCGCGCGCGACGGAGCUGGAGGCGAUCGCGAAGCGGCGCGCCGUUGGGGAGCGGCUCGGGAUCGAAGUCGCGGCCGCGCUGCACGCGAAAGACAUGAAGGAGCACAACGCCGUGUACAGCGCCUUCCAGGUGCGGCUUAUUGAUCUGCGGCGAGAGAUGGAGCGCCACGUGGCGCGUCUGGAGAUGCGGGAGGGCGUCGCCAAGCGCGCGUGGCUCGCGUACAACAAUGUCACGACAUCACAGGCCGGCGCGAUUCCUCAACCGUUGACGCUUCCGCCGGGGCAGGAUCGAUAG
This is a messenger RNA of Klebsormidium nitens, 2004 nucleotides long. Lineage: Eukaryota; Viridiplantae; Streptophyta; Klebsormidiophyceae; Klebsormidiales; Klebsormidiaceae. The record is from the annotation of a GenBank genome assembly.